This is a messenger RNA of Fragaria vesca subsp. vesca, 1692 nucleotides long. RefSeq lists its product as uncharacterized. The coding region runs from base 16 to 1473 and encodes 485 amino acids. Lineage: Eukaryota; Viridiplantae; Streptophyta; Magnoliopsida; Rosales; Rosaceae. The record is from RefSeq and is a predicted model, not a curated record. The transcript is spliced from 7 exons.
GGCUGCUUUGUGGUAAUGGGUCUCAGAGUUUUGCUUCUGGGUCUUGUUCUUGUGGUUCUAAUCGGAGCUGCCUCGUCGGCUCCGACUACUGUCACUUCCAAGAUUUUAAAUGGGUACUUCUCAAAUUUGGCGUCUGUGUUUAUGAAAUGGCUGUGGUCACUGAAAGCAACAACCAAGACAGCGGUUUCGGGGCGUCCGAUGGUGAAGUUUGAGAGUGGGUUUACGGUGGAGACGGUGUUUGAUGGGAGCAAGCUUGGUAUUGAGCCUCACACUGUUGAGGUCUUGCCUAAUGGGGAGCUUUUGAUUUUGGACUCUGCUAAUAGUAACAUUUAUAGAAUCUCGUCGUCUCUAUCUCUAUAUAGCAGACCAAAGCUGGUUGCAGGGUCCCCCGAAGGCAAUGUUGGACAUAUAGAUGGAAAGCCCAGAGAGGCAAGAAUGCACCACCCAAAGGGGCUUACAGUUGAUGACAGGGGAAACAUUUAUAUUGCAGACACAAUAAAUAUGGCAAUCAGGAAGAUUAGUGAUGCUGGGAUUACAACAAUUGCAGGAGGGAAACUGGGCCAUGGGGGAAGCCAUGUGGAUGGACCAAGUGAAGAUGCAAAAUUUUCCAAUGACUUUGACGUGGUUUACAUUGGAAGCAGCUGUUCCUUACUCGUCAUAGACAGAGGAAAUCAAGCUAUCAGGGAGAUCCAACUCCAUUUUGAUGAUUGUGCCUACCAAUAUGGAAGUGGUUUCCCCCUUGGGAUUGCGAUGCUUCUGGGGGCAGCCUUUUUUGGUUACAUGUUAGCACUACUGCAACGAAGAGUGGGUACAAUUGUCUCUUCCCAAAAUGAUGAAGUCCCAACCAAGCCAAGGAUGCCAUCAAGUCCAUACCAGAAGCCUCUGAAAUCAGUCAUGCCACCACUGAUUCCAACUGAGGAUGAGCAGGAGAAGCAAGAAGAAGGUUUCCUUGGAUCACUUGGAAAGCUUUUAGUCAAUGCCUGGGCAUGCGUUUUGGAAAUUCUUGGGAAAAAGCAUUCAAACUAUCAAAACCAAAGCCCUCUGCAACAGCAGCACAAACAUUCAAAUACUUGGCCUGUGCAAGAUAGUUAUGUGAUAGCGGAUGAGGAUGAGCCGCCUACAAUUGAGACCCGAACCCCUACUCCACGUAAAACCUAUGCGUUUAUGGCCAAGGAUGCUGAAACAAUCCAACAGUUGCGACAAAGCCGAGUUUUCUACAAUGGGUGGGGUGAUCAUCAACAACAGCAGCCAAAACAGCAGCAGCAUUAUCAUCGCCAUCAGUCAUCCACUCCACAUACUUUCUAUGAGCAGAGCUGUGAUCAAACCACUGAGAUUGUGUUUGGGGCGGUCCAGGAGCAGGAUGGGAAGGUUGAAGCAGUGGUCAUUAAGCCUAUUGAUUAUGGAGAUCCCAUGCUUGGUCAUCGCAGUGUCAGCUACCGGUUCACUUCAAUGGGUUAUCCCCGUGGUUAUUGAUGAUAUACAGUCCAAGAGAUGCAUAGUUUUGACCUGAUUCAAUCCUAUAUAUAAAUUCCUUCCAAACUUAGGUAUAUAGGUGGUAUUAAGGAUGUAGGUGAAGGGUUUCAGCCUUUCAGGGAACAGCUUUGUUGCAAUGGGGAAUGGCCCUUGUUGAAGUACAUUGGCUUAUAAUUGCCAUCAUAAUUUAUGAAUGUUGGUCUCCUUUACCGGAAUGUG